AGGGUGAACAUCAAGGAAGGGAAACAGCUGCCGGGGGGCUGCGUGGGGCCCUAUCUGGCUGAGAGAUUGCAAAGUCCUAGGUUGGAGGGUGUGUGUGUCUUAUGCAACAUCACUGCAACCAAAGACCGUGUAACGGUCAGUGAGGCCCUAAACCAUGCAGAAAGCUCAGGAACAGAAUAUUUUCAUCCACGGCACAGGUGAAGCUGAGCAGGCAGGACAGGUGUCCAGCAGAGCUCCUCCAAGCCCUGCCAUCCCUCCCAAGAGAGCCAAAGUCACAGCGGAGCAGGGACGCCCUGCGGCUCCGGUUUUUCUGCAGGAGCUGAAAGACACAGCUGUUAGCAUCGGCCAUGACUUCCUGCUGAAGGUGGUUGUGACCGGCAACCCCCAGCCACACCUGACCUGGUACAAGGAGAAGGUACCUCUUGCUUCCAUCAAGAAGAAGGUCAAAGAGGAAGAAGAAGAAGAGGACUAUGGCAGCCUCCAAAUCCUCAACAGCAAGGUGUCGGACGCUGGAGUCUACAACUGUGUGGCCAAGAACAAGCAUGGUGAAGCCGUCAGCACAGCCACCGUGACAGUCACCGAUAUGGAAGACUCGGAGCCGGGAGAAGAUGAUGCCAGCAGUACACAGGUGACCCAACGCAGCCAUCUCCAGGAUGAGACAACCUACAGCUCCCCUACAGGGGAGUCGGACACGCUGGUGGAUGCCUCCAUGAAGACAACGCCAACCUCGGCGCCCGGUCUUUCCCAUCCAGAUGAGCAGGCCAGCUGGUCAGAGAGCCAGACCACAGUAUUGGAAAAGGAUCCAGAGGCUGGGCCCCCAGCGAGAGGACCUUAUCUACACCCCAGCAUUCCAAGCAGCCUCCCCCAUGGUGGAUAUCGAAGGGAUGAUGCCAACAGCAACAGCAAAACCAGCACAGAUAUUCUCCAACGCCCAGUAACCCCCCGAGUAGGGCAAUGUCCAGUCCAGCCACCUGAAACCAGCCAUGGUACCACACCACCUGUGGUUCCUCGCAGAAAACUCUUGAUGCCCAAUGAGUUCCAAGACACGGCAUCUGAGGAAUUUGAUGAGAAGUUGAAGCACCCUAAAUCAUCUGGCUACUCUCAGGUUGGCACAGGAGAGUCACGGCCCCAGACACCACUGAGUGAGGCUUCCAGCCGUGUGUCCAUCCUUCGCCCAUCCCCCAAACUGCCAAGAUCAGGCUCCAAAAUUGUUGACAAGCUCAAAUUUUUUGAAGAGCGGAGGAAAAGCCUGGAACAGAAUGAUAAUCCUUUUGUAGGCCACACAUGGCAACCCUUACGCAAGUCACGUUCUUUUGACCAGGCUGGUUUUGAUGAUGCCAGUCCCUUCCUCUCAGCUGGCUCUCAUGAAGACCUUCAAGAGGAUAUUCGUUCAGAAUUUGGAGAUGUAUUUUCUCGGCGUCGUAUCUUCCAUCAGAAAGCAGCCUCUUUGGAUGAGCGUGGCCGCUUCUCCAGUCAUGUGCAUGACCUGGAACAAAGGUUCACUGAAGAAUUGGGGCGCAUCAAACGCACUGUCUCUCAACAGCAGCUGCGGCGAUCCCAAGAAUUGUUCAAGUCACCCACUGCAAUUGAGUCAUCUGUCCCCAGGGUUCCACCACCACGGAAACUUAAACCAAUGAAAGUUUUCUCAGCUACAGAAAAUGCACAUGGUGUACAGCAACUGGUUCUGUCCAGUGUGGGAUUAGUGGGACCCAGGGAUGAACCCAAAAAACCCCAAAAGUUUCUGUCAAGGAAUGCAGCCAUGACUGAGGAGAUGGGAGAACGGAAGAGAGGUCAAAAGGAACCGGAACUGAAUGGUCAAGAUCUGCGGCACAAGGUGGAGCAAUGUCUACUCUCCCAUGCUGUUCCAGGGGGGCAGAAAAACUUGCUGCUGGUAUCAGCUUUAAAUAGCCAGGAUGGCAUGGAUAAAGGCCCUCUGAACGCAGCAAAAGUCAGCUAUGAAUCAAAGGGUCUAAAUGAAGCCUCACAUGGCCGGAAAUGGGAAUUGGGGCAGGAUGGACAUUCUCUAUCCUGGACCAAGACAGAAACUGGCCCAGAUAGAAGCAAGGCAGGGAUCCAUGGUACAAGUAGAGAAUUCGACAGAAAGAUUGGGAAAGUGUUAGAAAAAAAGGACAAUACAUUGCAACCUCAAGAAGGGAAGAGUGCACGAAGCAGAGGCAAAGGCCGACGGUCCCGACAAAUGUCACCAGAACCAGAAUCUUCUGAUGAUUCCUACACCUCAGCGGGUGAAGAUCCCCUGGAGGCUCCCAUCUUUGAAAUCCCAAUCCAUGAUGCAGUCGUCAUAGCUGGGACUGAGGUGCUGUUCAAAUGCAUUGUCACAGGCAACCCUUCUCCACAAGUGUCUUGGCGAAAAGAUGGCAUCCCCUUUCGGAGCAGCACUGCUCGUCCCAUCAAAGCGGAAGGCGAACGCCACACUCUGCUGGUUAGGAGUGCCCGCAUGGUUGAUGCCGGCCUCUAUACUGUCUGUGCAAACAACGAGGUGGCUGAGACCUGCUGCAGCGCCAUCUUAACUGUGCGGCCAGCUCCCGCAGAGAUCCACAGUCGAUUGAUGCCCCGCCGUGAAGUCAGCAGCCCUGUCACCUCAGAUGAAGAGUACCUGAGCCCUUUGGAAGAGUUCCCUGAGUCGGUCACCCCUCAGCAUCAUCCUGUUAUGAGAGUGCAACCCUGCUCCGAGAUUGGCCCAACCGCAGCAGCACACACAGACAUUAACUUCAAGGCUGCACCAUGUUUUGAGAUAGCACUAAGUGACCAGACGGUACUGGAAGGACAAGAUGUGGUCCUGCGUAUUCGGGUGCAAGGAGAGCCCAAACCCAUUGUCCAUUGGUUGAAGAACAGGCAUCCAGUAAAAUAUGGACGGCGCAUUUCUGCUGUGGAAGAAGAGGACGGAUCAUUCUGCCUCUAUAUCCGCAUGGUGGAAUGCACAGAUGCUGGCUAUUAUGCCUGUAAGGCCAUAAAUGAAUAUGGCACCAGACAAUGUGAAGCCAAACUUGAUAUACAAGUGCACCCUGAGACACACUCCCUGGCAGUGUUGACCCCGCUGCAGGAUGUGGUGGUGGGGGCUGGGGAUGCAGCGAUCUUCGAAUGCCUGGUUUCUGGCCCACCGGAUGUGGAUGUGGACUGGCUGUGGCGGGGGCGCCUUCUGCAGCCUGCCCUGCUCCAGUGCAAGAUGCAUUUUGACGGGCGCAAGUGCAAGCUGCUGCUUACCUCUGUGCAUGAAGACGAUAGUGGUAUCUACACAUGCAAGUUAAGCACAACUAAAGAUGAGCUGACCUGCAGUGCCAAGCUAACAGUGUGGCCUUCAUGCCAUCCCCUUUUCACCCGCAAACUGGAAACUGUGGCUGUGGUGGAGGGACGAACAGCACGGCUUGACUGCAAGAUCAGUGGGGAUCCCCCACCAACCAUCGUUUGGACCCACUUUGGCCAGCCUGUGCAAGAGGGAGAAGCCGUGCGUAUACAGCAAGAUGGGGGACUCCACUCUCUGGUCAUCCUGCAUGUGAGAUCCGAGGAUGAGGGUCAGUACGGGGUGAGUGCCAGCAACAAGCACGGCCGAGCUGAGUGCACUGCAGAGCUGUAUGUGGAAGAGCCGCGGCCAGCAGCUAGCUCCCAGAUUUCCAAACUAGAGAAGAUGCCAUCGAUCCCUGAAGAACCAGAACAAGGGGAGAGUGAAGUUGAACGCUUCACCAUGCCGGACUUCUUGCGGCCACUGCAUGAUCUGGAUGUGGUGGAAUCCAAAGAAGCUGUGCUAGAAUGUCAAGUGGCUGGCCUUCCUUAUCCAACCAUUACCUGGUUCCACAAUGGGCGACGCAUCGAGAGCUCAGAGGACCGUCGAAUGACACAAUAUAAGGAUGUACACCGUUUAGUCUUCAACUCUGUCAGUCAUGCCCACGCUGGAGUGUAUAAAAGUGUUAUUGCCAACAAAGUGGGCAAAGCCACCUGCUAUGCACACCUCUAUGUCACGGAUGUGGUACCCACACCUCCUGAUGGUCCACCCACCAUAGCAGCUGUCACUGGCAGAGGUGUCGCACUGAAUUGGAACGCGCCAAAGUGGCUGGAUUCAGCUAUUGACCCUGCCUCUGUCACCUAUAUUCUCCAGCAGCAGAUCCUGGGGUCCAGUCACUGGACAGUUGUUACUACAGGCUUGCAACAAACCAGCCACACCAUUCUGGCUCUAAAGAAAAACAUUUACUAUAUGUUCCGUGUACUCACAGCUACGACUAAGGCUAACAGCAAGCCUUCUCCACCCACAGAACCGGUGCAGCUCCUUGAUCAUGGUCCGUACCUGGCAGAGGCCCCUAUAAUCCUGGACAAGCCAGAUAUGGUGUAUGCAGUAGAGGCACAGCCGGCUUCCAUCACUAUAACUCUCAACCAUGUUGAGGCUGCUGUCACUUGGAGAAGGGCUGGCAUGGUGCUCAAAGAUGGUGAUCCCAACUGUGAGAUGAGCAUGCCUGAUGAUGAUCAGCACACUUUGCGAUUCCUUCGGGUGGGAAAGGGGGAUGUGGGGGAAAUAACCUGCGAGGUGAGCAACCAGUAUGGAUAUGAUCAUGGCUUCAUCAGCAUGGAGCUGGCAGAGGCACCACGUUUUGAAUCAAUCAUGGAAGAUAUUGAAGUUGGAAUAGGUGAAACACCACAGUUUUCAGUGGUGGUAGAAGGCAAACCACUUCCAGAUAUUAUGUGGUAUAAGAAUCAGUUGCUGCUGACGGAAAGUAACCACCUGAGCUUCGUAUAUGAGGAAAGUGAAUGCUCUUUAGUUGUGCUGAAUACAACAGAGCAGGACAAUGGAGUCUACACAUGUACUGCACGCAACCUGGCUGGAGAAGUGUCUUGCAAGGCUGAACUUGUGGUUCGUGCAGCCAUACCAGAUUCAGAUGCUGCACGAGCAGAAGAAGAAUCACACACAGCCCGCCGCCUUGCUGACUAUUAUGAUGUCCACGAGGAGAUCAACAGGGGAGCCUUCUCGUAUGUGCGGCGAGUGACCCAGAAAAGCAGCGGCUUGGCUUUUGCUGCGAAGUUCAUCCCAUGCCGGGCCAAAGCCAAAAAAUCAGCCCGUCGUGAGCUUGGCAUUUUAGCUCAGUUGGACCAUGAACGGAUUGUGUACUUCCAUGAUGCCUUUGAGAAGAGGAACGCCCUCAUCAUAGUUACAGAGCUCUGCACUGGAGCAGAACUGCUUGAGCACAUUGCGUGGAAGCCCUCUGUGAGCGAAUCUGAAAUCCGCUGCUACAUGAGGCAGGUCCUGGAGGGAAUUGGUUACCUCCACCGCAAUGGCAUCUUGCAUCUUGACAUUAAGCCUGAAAACCUACUGCUGGCUGAACCAGGCAGUGAUCAGGUGAGAAUCUGUGACUUUGGCAAUGCCCAAGAACUGAUUCCAGAUGAACUGCAAUACUGCAAAUAUGGCACCCCUGAAUUUGUUGGUCCUGAGAUUGUCAGCCAGAGCCCUGUGUCCAUGGUCACCGAUGUCUGGCCUGUGGGAGUCAUGACCUAUCUUUGUCUCACAGGGAUCUCCCCGUUUGUGGGUGAAAAUGACAAGACCACCCUCAUGAAUAUCCGCAACUACAACGUGGCUUUUGAGGAGAGCAUGUUCACAGGACUGACCAGGGAGGCCAAAGGCUUUGUCAUCAAAGUGCUGGUUAACGAUCGCCUGAGGCCUAAUGCAGAGCAGACCUUGGAACAUCCUUGGUUCAAGACACUGGCCAAGGGCAAGAGUAUCAGCACGGAUCAUCUCAAACUGUUCAUAUCUCGCAGGAAGUGGCAGCGCUCCCAGAUUAGCUACAAGUGUAACAUGGUGCCACGACCUAUCCCUGAGCUUCUAGAGGACACAUCCACGCACUUAUCUAUUGCCGUGCCACGUCUCCUAAAGGAAACAUCAGUCCUCUCCUCUUCUUCGGAUUCUGAUGACCCUGAAGAGCUGCCCUAUAUUCCCAAGCCCCACCAGCCUGAAUUUUCCGGUUCCCGCAUGUCCCUGACUGAGAUUCCCACAGAGGAGGAGUCCGUGGGUCCGGAUGGGGCUCUGACGGAGGAGGAUACAUCCAUGGAUUGGCAGGAUGAAGAGCAGAGAGGAACCAAGAGAAAGGAAGAUGUAGAGUCAUCCAUGAGGAAGCAUAAGAGCAAGUUGCCCCAGAAACAUUCCACGGAGGCCGAAGCCCUGAGAUCUUUUGAAGAGGAGACUAAUGACGUCCAAAAAAGGCCAGAGAAAAGGAGAGCACUGAAGAAAGGCUCCAGCCUGGAGUCUCCAGACGCUUCUGACAAAGCCUCACAGAAGGGGGGGUUGCGCCGAGGCAGUUCUGCAGACAGUGCCCUUUUGCUCAACCUUCCCUCAGAGGAAGCUGAGUCCCCCUCCCGUCCAAUCUUAACCAAAGCGUCCUCUAUGGAGCUGCCCCGCCGCAGCCCCAGCCCUGGCACAUUGUAUCAUAGGAAAGGUGGCCUCCCUGAGGAAGAAUAUGCUCAGCGCCUGGAGCUCAUGCGCCAGCGCUUACUGCGAGGCAGUCCUGUGGAUGGCAAACUGAGUGGCUUGCGGGGACCCCUGUUGGAGACCCUUGGCCUUGAGAAGAAGGUCCCGAGGCCUCCCCGGUUAGAAAAACAGCUGUCUCCAGGGCAUAAGAUGGUGCGUGCAGCCUCGAGUGAGACAGCCCCACAGCAUUUGCCCCCUGAGGGGCGUCUCCUCCAAAAAAGUAGCUCCUUCAGCCAGGGUGAUGGGGAGCCUGUCAUCCUGCACCGGCGCUCCGGGGCACCAUUGGAAAUCCCCUUGGCACAGGCGGAGACUCAGAAAUUAAAAGAGACACCAUCCCUCUCAGCACUGAAUGAGUCCCGGCCUCACAUACCACACGAAGCUCUCUCCAAAGUACCCAGCCUUGAGAUGGAGGUAGGAACUAAGUCCCUCACUAGGUCUAGCCUGAGGAGACCUAUCCCCAGGCAAUCUGAGGAGAAGCCCUCAGCCCUCAGAUUUGCCAAACCUGAUACUCCAGUGGCUGGGAAAGCUGUGAGUUCCAAUCGGGAAUCAAUACCAUCCCGGCAAAUCUCACCCAUUCCCGGCAGCUCUGCUCCAAAACGUUCUGCUUACGCUGAUGUCAUGAAGUCCUUGGCUGGUGAAUCUUCCCAAAGCCCUCAGAGGGAGACCGCUGAACCUUCCAUUGCUGCUCCUGAAGGCGCGCCUCAGCAAUCCCCCACAGAAGUGCCACCCUCUGCUGUGGUCUCCAGCAAAGAGAAAGCUCUUCCCUCCUCAGCGGAGAAUAUUGCAGACAUAGACUCUGAAGAAGUCUUUGAAGCCAAAUUUAAAAGAGGCAGGGAAGGCUCCUUCAGCAGAGGCUACAAGCUAAUCUCCAGAUCUGAGGAGCGGCACCUGGCCAAACCCCUGGUGCAGGAAGAAGGCAUUUAUCGACCAGGACCAGUGGGGGCUCCGCUAGAAUUUGCCAAGCCUACGGCCCCCAAGCAGCUAGGAGCACGCUCUCGUUCAGUACAGGACCUGCAUGAAGUGGAGAAGGAAGGAGGCUUCAUUCGCAGAAUGUCGAUGCGCUUGCGUCGCACUCCCCCUGCUGAGAGAAAGAAGGUCAAGGAGGAGGACACAGGGGGUAUGGGCCAGGGGCGCAGACCUUCUUGGGGCUUGGCUUUCAAGGACAAAAAGGACCCAGAGGGCCAGCAAUCUGAGCCUGGCUCCAGUGAAUCCCCUGUCAUGGCCGUACGCCGGAAGAUUGGAAGUAAAGUAGGCCGCCUCUCCACACAUCUACGUAGCCACUCACAACAACAGGCUGAUGACAACCAGCCUGUUGCUACGGGUGACCAUGUCCGGCCGCUUGAGAAGAGAGCUCCUUUUCUCUCUCAGAUACGCCGUGCAACCUCUGAGGGUGAAAACCUGCGCCAGGUGGGCAUCCCACAGAACCAGCUGGCAGCCCAGUCUGCUAAGGUCCCCUCUACAGAAUCGUUCCAGUCUGAGUCAUCUACAGGCAAUGUUUCCAGUGACGGCCAACGCCGCAGCUCUCGUUGGGAACGCUGGAGUUUAUCCCGUGCCAAGAAGGACAAGGUGGCCUCUCAGCCCAACCUCCCUGCCAGCCUGAGAGGGGAAGGUGUUGUUAUUGUCAGUCAACCUUACACGCUCAGUGAAUCCGAUUUCCCUCCUGUCUUCCACAUAAAAUUAAAGGACCAGGUAUUGUUGGAGGGAGAGGCAGUGCAACUUUGCUGCCUCCCUGCCGCCAGCCCUGCCCCUUGCAUUCUGUGGAUGAAAGAUAAACGUGCCCUGGUUUCAGAGGGAGUUCUUAAUAUUGUGGCAUGUAAAGAUGGCCGUCAGCUACUUACCAUUUCCAAAGUCUCCAAGAAGGACGCAGGCCUGUAUGAAUGUAAUGCUACAAAUGCCUUGGGCACUGCAACUAGUUCCUGCACCAUUGCUGUGGCACGUCUUCCUGGGAGACCAGGUACUCCAGAAAUUCCUCAAAAGUACAGGAACACAGUCCUGGUGCUGUGGAGGCCAGCAGACACCCAGGCGCCCUGCACAUACACACUGGAACGCAAGAUAGAUGGAGAACAUGAUUGGAAAACAAUUAGCUCAGGCAUUGCUGACUGCUACUUCAAUGCAGCAGAUCUUCCUGUGGGAAACACCAUCAAGUUCCGUGUUGCCUGUGCCAACAAGGCUGGACAAGGCCCGUACAGCAACCCUUCAGGGAAAGUAUUCAUUGAGAGUGGAGAACCCACAGCUGCCCAUUCAGGUCUUCCUGCCAAGAAGAAUAGAACAGCUUCAACCAGAUCUACCCAGACACUUCCUGAUCAAACUCCUCAGCCAAUGAUGAAAAGCACAAGUCCUCUGUCGACCCCUGAGCCAGUUUUAGGACAGGUUCCUCCUGGGCCACAAGAGGUUCAAGCCAGUGAGGAGACACCUGUGGCUUCAGAGAAAGAAAAGCUCCCAAUUACAGCUCUCCUUCCAUCUUCCCAGGAUUCCUCCACUUUGGAAGGUCCAUCCAUGACAAAGGCUCCUUUCCCAGAAUCAACAUUAAAGCCUUGCAGGACAGCAUCUUCCCUCACCACCCAUAAUGUCUCAACUACCACCAAGGGUUUGCUUGCUCCGACAUCAUCCGCUGAUUCUUCUGUCUCCAAGUUCUCCCCAGCCCAGCCUGCACUUCCAACUUCCACAGUGGACUCCUCAGGGACCAUCUCUCCUAAAACCGUGCCAUAUGUUGCCACCUCUUUUGUCUCCAUCCCAUCAAGAUCACCUACCACAACAGAUGAUGUCCCCAGCCCUUCAGUCACCCCCACCACAGAAGAAAUGCCUUCCUACACACGUUUUCUAAGACGGAGCAUUUCCUCCAGUAAGGAUACUAAUAGUGGAGCCCGGGGCAGUCUUACUUCAAAAGAUGAAUCCGCAUUGCGCCAAGGAGUCCCUCAAAAACCAUACACCUUCUUGGAUGAGAAAGCGAGAGGCCGUUUUGGAGUGAUUCGGGAAUGUAAGGAGAAUGCCACAGGCAGGCGUUUUAUGGCCAAAAUUGUACCUUAUGAGGCAGAAGGCAAGCAAAAUGUUCUGCAGGAGUAUGAGAUCCUUAAGGGUCUUCACCAUGAAUGCAUCAUGACCCUCCAUGAAGCCUACAUUACUCCUCGCUACCUGGUCCUGAUAGCAGAACAUUGCACUGGGAAGGAGAUACUCUUCCACCUUGUUGACAGGUUCCGAUACUCAGAGGAUGAUGUGGUGGGGUAUAUAACACAGAUCCUUCAAGCUCUAGAAUAUCUUCAUGGACGACAUAUCAUUCACCUUGACCUGAAGCCUGAGAACAUCAUUGUUUCUGCUACAAACUUAAUAAAAAUUAUUGACUUUGGAAGUGCCCAGACGUACAAUCCAAUGGUUCUGCGAAAGCUAGGGCGCCGUGUUGGCACUCUCGAAUACAUGGCUCCAGAAAUGGUGAAGGGGGAUCCUAUUGGCUCAGCAGCUGACAUCUGGGGCGUUGGAGUCCUCACGUAUAUUAUGCUCAGUGGUCGCUCACCGUUCUUUGAAGCAGAUACUUUGGAGAUAGAGAGCAGGAUCCUCGCAGGGCGUUACGAUGCCUUCAAGCUCUACCCUAACGUCUCCCAGAGUGCUGCACUUUUCAUCCGCAAGGUCCUCUCUGCUCAUCCAUGGAGCCGUCCAACUCUCAAGGAUUGCUUUGCCAAUCCAUGGCUCCAGGAUGCCUAUCUCAUGAAGUUGCGGCGUCAGACCCUCACUUUCACCACGAGUCGCCUGAAAGAGUUCUUGGUGGAGCACCAGCGUCGGCGCAAUGAAGUGGCUACCAAGCACAAGGUCUUAUUGCGCUCCUACCAUGGCGCUAGCAGCCACGUGCCCUAGCUACCUGCCCUGCCGGAGGAGCCACAAAACAUUCCAGCAGGGGGGGCGUAACGGGCCAAGUACCGGUCCUCCUGGCCAGGGUGGGACUGGUUGAUAUACCUCACGGAUGAAAAAAGAGUCAUCGGCGCUGGCUGCUGAUCUUCCCCUUCUCCCACAAUCCUCACAGCGGGGCAAGCCAGUUUUAGAAGGGAUGAAACAGUGCCGGGUGACAAGACCUGAGACUCUGGGGUUGGGUUCACAAAGAGGUGUCGUGCUCUGGGAAAUCUGAGAAGGGCUUUGAAGAGGCAAACGCCGGGACCUCUCCUCGUCAGAAGGAAGUUCCUUGGAAGAUUCAGAUGGGCCUAAGAAAUGGCUUCUGUUCCCUGGCGCAUAGCCCUGAGGAGUGGCCCAGUGUUUUGUUUUACAGAGUAACCAGAACUGGGAAAAAGAAAAAGAUGGAUCAGCCCUGCUAGAUUAGGUUUGUGUGUGAAGGCACAACAGGAAGGGAAAACUGUGCCCGCCACCUGUGUAACUGAUGCACAAUGCUGUCGUGGAAUAGUUUGUUGCCAUCGUGAUGGGUGUUUCGAUUUCCCAAGGCAGGAAAUGGGGAAGGAGGGGCAUGCAGUAAGUCUACACCUGUUAGAUAGAGAAACUUUAAUUGGUGUUUCUGCAUGGAGCAGGGUUGGAUUCAAGGGCUUCGGUGGCCUCUUCCAACUUUAUGGUCUUAGGAUUUUACAACAACCCAACUGUAAGCUGGCUGGGAAUUCUGGGAGUUGAAAUCCAUACAUCUUAAAGUUGCCAAAGUUGAGAAAUGCUGGUGUUAGGCACCCAUUAGAAGAUCUUUCAUCUUCCAACUUUCACAAUCUUGCCAUAAUCUCCUUGCAUUUUGCACAUGCUUUUCUGAAAGAAUAAUCCUUCCCCCCCCCCACCCCUUCAGAACUUGUUCAGGAGACAAUUUGCCUUCCUGCCCACUUUCAUGAAUCAAGUAUAUACUUUCGACACAACGUGCGCCUCCUCAAAAUAUUUACAUUUACACAAGACUCUUUCCUUAAUGCUCUUUUGCCAAAGUACAUCCAGGGCCCUGCAGAACACCUGGUCAAAACAGGCAGAGAGCUUCCACUUUUAUGCAGCUUUUUCUUUCGCAGCUGGCUUUCUCAGGAUGUGCAAAAGUGUGUGUCAGUUUUAUUGCGGAGGAAGGAAAUGGAGUGGCCUCUGUGCUCAUCCCAGCCCUUUACUUGUUAGCCUUGCUGUGGUGAUUGGUGGCUGACUGUAUCCCUGUGGUGGUAGAAACUCACUAAUGAAGCCACUUACAUAGCCAGGAGAAUAUUUCUACCUGUCUCCCUUCCCAAGAGGGAACGAAGAUGCAGGCCACUCAUUUUCUACCCUGCCCAGCCUGUAUAGUAUCCAUAGCAAUCAACCUUUCAGGUCCUGCUGAAAAGGAUGGAAGCCAUUCUGAACACUAGAAUCUACAGGUUCUACAACCUCUGGUGUAUUGGGAUAGAGAAGAGUUAACAAACCUAGAUUUGGUAGGGUAGUGGAAAUCAGAUGUGGACAGUUGAGUAGAAGAGAAUUUGAACCCAGGCAUCAUACUGCAUAAAUGCAACUAUCCUGUCUUGCCUUGGGUAUGUAAAUCCAUGCCUCUGAUUUCCCCUAAGUUCAUUUCUCACCCUGUCCAAUGUAUUUUAAAUGUGGAGUCGAUGCACAUUUUCCCUCUUUGCACAGGAACAGUAAAACAACAAGCCUCUUCUAGAUGGAUGGUUUAUCACAAAUCGAUCACUGUUCCUCUGCUGCAACUAUAAAUGGAACCACACAUGACUUUCCACGUUAUUAGGGAUAUUGCAGUCUUCCUGUAAACUCAUCUCACUAUUUUCUAUGUCUAUCCAAAGCUACAGCAUAAAUGCUGUAGAGGGAAAGAAAAAAAA
Pseudonaja textilis is the source of this 12210-nucleotide messenger RNA. It is a transcript of the gene SPEG, whose product is annotated as striated muscle enriched protein kinase. Gene Ontology annotation, molecular function: protein kinase activity; protein binding; ATP binding. Lineage: Eukaryota; Metazoa; Chordata; Lepidosauria; Squamata; Elapidae. The record is from RefSeq and is a predicted model, not a curated record. Gene Ontology annotation, biological process: protein phosphorylation.